Messenger RNA from Brassica rapa (field mustard), 3448 nucleotides. RefSeq names its product palmitoyl-protein thioesterase 3-like. Gene Ontology annotation, cellular component: intracellular membrane-bounded organelle. The record is from RefSeq and is a predicted model, not a curated record. Gene Ontology annotation, molecular function: thiolester hydrolase activity. Lineage: Eukaryota; Viridiplantae; Streptophyta; Magnoliopsida; Brassicales; Brassicaceae.
CCAUCUCAAAAGUUUUGGAUACAACAAAAACAUAAACGCCAAUCGCAACAUUCAUGUUUUGUAUGAGGAAGAAGCGGUCUGGACUUGCGGUGGCGCUUGUAUUCUUAGCCUUGGUUCAAGUCUCUGUUUCAGUUCCGUUUAUAGUGCUUCAUGGAAUUGCAGCUUCUUGUUCUCAGGGUAAAGAAGCAAACUUCACGCAGCUUCUCACUAACCUCUCUGGCUCUCCUGGAUAUUGCAUAGAAGUUGGAAAUGGAAAACGCGAUUCAUGGUUCAUGCCACUUAUGAAACAAACGGAAAUAGUGUGUGAGAAGGUGAAACAAAUGAAAGAGUUGCGUCAAGGAUACAACAUUGUUGGAAGAUCUCAGGGGAAUCUAGUGGCUAGAGGCUUGAUAGAGUUCUGCGAUGGUGGACCUCCUGUUUUCAACUAUAUAUCUUUAGCAGGUCCUCAUGCUGGAAUCUCCUCUGUUCCUUUGUGUGGUAAUGGAUCACUGUGUGAAAUAGCAGAUAAGCUGAUCAAGUCAGAAAUCUAUAGCGACUUCAUUCAAGAUCAUCUUGCUCCUAGUAAUUAUCUCAAAAUCCCUACUGAAAUAAACAAGUACCUAGAAAAGUCUAAGUAUCUACCUAAGCUUAACAAUGAGAUACCAAACCAAAGAAACUCCACUUACAAAGACCGUUUCACCAGUUUACACAACUUGGUUCUUGUCAAGUUUCAAGACGAUAAGGUUAUUGUUCCACAAGAUUCAUCUUGGUUCGGGUUUUACCCGGAUGGUGCAUUCAAACCACUUCUCUCUGCCCAACAGACAAAGCUAUAUACAGAAGAUUGGAUUGGUUUGAAAACAUUGGAUGAUGCUGGAAAAGUGAAGUUUGUUAGUGUAAAGGGUGCACACAUCAUAAUGGCUGAUCUCGAUGUUGUCAAAUACGUCGUGCCUUAUCUCCAAAAUCAGCCGUCUUUUCCAAAAAAGAUUCAACCGCAAAACGAAGGAGACGUUGCGUCCUUAAAAGCUUAGUGACGAUUGUGUAGAACAAGAAUUCUUAUUCAAUAUAAUAUUAGAUACGUGCCUAGAGAGAACGCAUUGUGAUUGAUCUUAUUUUAUUUUUUAAAAAAAUAUUCAACAGAUUUAUAAGCAAUCAAUCAAAUGAGCAUAUUAACAACCAGAGGGCAAUUCACCACCAAGUACGCAAAUAGAAACCUAGAGAACACCUAUUAUUGCUUCUCACACAAGUUUCAUUUUUUUUAUAAAGAAAAAAACUUUUCUAUUUUCUUGUUUAUCUUCUGACAGGUGAAGAAGUAACGGCUCAUGCUCAAAUCACCUUACACGUCAUUCAAGAGAUGGUGAUACGAAUAAAACAGAGCUCUAGUUCUGAACUUAAGAAUCUGUUUGUUGAUGGUAUGAUGCUUACUUUCUUAUUGUGAUCCUAGACACUACACUACUAGAAAAACAUGUGACAAGUUAAGAAGAUAUAUUCAUUAUAUCAAAAACUUAAUCCAUUUAUUUUGUGGAAGAAUGAAUACUAAUAAAGAACCCAAGCACAAGUGUUUAUGAAAGUACAUUCCACAUUCUAUAUGGUAUCAGAGCCGUCGCUCCUAAAAACCUAAAUUUUUCUAUCAUCCUUUUCUCUUACGCUAAACACAAACACCAUGACUUCUCCAGCACACUCCGAGAUCACAGUCAACUCGCAAAUCGUUCUUAACAUCAAUAUGUCCAAUGUUUCUAAACUCUCAGCCACAAAUUACCUCAUUAUAGAAUGUGGAAUGUACUUUCAUUAGAUGAUAGGAGACUACAAUAUAUAGUUCACGUAGGAACCUAAAGCUAGGUUAACACCAUUUACAUAAUAACCCUUUCCAUAUAUACAUCUCUAUACUCAAUAUCAGCGUCCCAAGAACGCCCCUGUUCACACAGACAGACCAAGCUAAAGAACCAAGUGUACAUCCGUGUCUAUCGUUGACACCACAUCCGCCUUCUCAAUUACAAGGAAACAAUCGUGAUACCUUUCCAACAAACACAACUCCCUGAUAACAAGACUACACGCAAGACCAUCAGGUCUAAUCCCACGGACCAACACCAAACGGAAGAUCUUCUCAGCCGCUUCCCAUCUCUUCAUACAUUUUACUGUAUUAGCGACACAACUAAAACAUUCAGAAAGAGAAACACCACCGAGUUUCACCAACUUAGAAAGAUCCUCACCAUUCUCCAAAACCCCUUGAAUCAAAACACUAGCAGUAACACGAUUCGGCAAACACCGUGUUAAGCACGCACGCACGCACGCAUCCAUCCCCUUAGCCAGCUUCAAAGCUUCAUCAAUCUUCCCCGCAUCGCAAAACCCGUAUAAGUGAUCACAUCAGGACAGAGACCAACACAAUCCGUCUCUUUCAUCAUCUUCUCAGCCAUAUCCAAAUCUCCCUUAUCAACAAACAACUCAGGAUAAGUAAGCAGACUUUACAGCCCAUAACCCCCACUUUGAAAGCCCUUAGAGGGAAGAAAACCCAAGCAAAAAGAGAUAGAAAACAGCGUGAUCCGAUGAUGGCAUGGAAGGUAGGAUUAAUGCCUUUGAGAGAUCCACAUACAGAACAUAGCAGAGGCUAAGCUUGGCCUUGAGUGCCUAUAAGUGGCGAUCUUGUUCCUGAUUGUGGAGUCCAGGAGAGAGAAGACGUCGUCAUGUGUGCGAUAGAUGUUCCGAUGAAGGCGAUUGUUCCUUUCUGACCAGAUGAAGUUGGACAUAGCUUUCGUUGGCAAUUUGUACCCUGAUAGGCGAUCAAGUUGUUUAAACAACCAUUCCAACUUUGAUCACCUAGGAACCCACACCGGCGAGUCACAAGAGCUAGGAGUCUAUCCGAGAAAUCACAUUGAAAGAAGAGGUGAUCUCUUGACUCAUUAGCAGUAUUACACAACAGACAAGUAGGACUGACAAUUAAUCAUCCUGUCUCUAGUCGGGCAACGAUCAAGGGUUACAAGCCAGCAAAGGAAAGAAUGUCGAGGGAUUCCACCAAGAGGCCAAACAACUGUUGACCACUGAACACGGGGGUGACUAUCAAGAAGAGAUAGAUACAUACUUGCAGAUGAGUAUUUUGAGUAGAUUUUUCCCAUCAAUUUCUCAUUCAUAGUGGUCUGGAGUAUCUGUUAGGGUAAUAGUCAUUAGGUGAGAGUGCAGUAGUACCUGAUUCUCUGUUCUUGCAGGUCGAAGAAGCCAAGCUCCAUCACGGUGCAAGUCACUGAGGGUGGCUGUAGCCCGAAUACCCAGAGGAGGAGAUUGGCGAGGGUUGAGAAAGUCCAUCAUACUUCCAAGCGGAGACCAGUUGUGUUUCCAGAAUAAGCAGGUACGCCCAUUCCCCACUCGUAGGUGUAAGUACUCAAAAGCUAGGUGCUUUAGCUUUAAGAGUUUGUUAGACAUCCAAUAGUUUGAUAAAGACCCUUUUAGAACCAUGUCAGUGAACCAAGCCACCCAAAUA